Molecule: messenger RNA, 963 nt
Organism: Babesia bigemina
Lineage: Eukaryota; Apicomplexa; Aconoidasida; Piroplasmida; Babesiidae
Product: protein with DnaJ domain, DNJ1/SIS1 family, putative
Exons: 5
Coding region: 1-963 (320 amino acids)
Cellular component (GO): cytosol
Molecular function (GO): protein-folding chaperone binding
Source: RefSeq, a predicted model, not a curated record
AUGGGCAGGGAUUACUACGCGAUCCUCGGCGUGAAUCGCGGCUGCAACGAGGCCGAGUUGAAGAAGGCCUACCGCAAGCUUGCGAUGCAAUGGCACCCUGACAAGCAUCCAGAUCCCGCUGCGAAGCAAAAGGCUGAGGACAUGUUCAAGAAUGUCUCCGAGGCCUACGACGUUCUGUCGGACCCCGAGAAGCGCAAGAUCUACGACCAGUUCGGUGAGGAGGGCCUCAAAGGCACCGCCGGCCCUCAUGAUCACAGUGCUUCUCACCAGUACGUCUACACUGGUGUGGACCCGACCGAGUUGUUCAAGAAGUUCUUCGGCGCUGACCGCGGCUUCAUGUUCAACAGCGGUUUCGGCGACGACAUCGGUGGCUUCGGCGAGACGUUCGGGAUGCACCACGGCGGCCGGCAACGCUCGCAUAAGUCGCCCAACUACGAGUUGGACCUUCCGGUGACGCUCGAGGAGCUCUACACUGGCACUGUGAAGAAGAUGAAAAUCACUCGCAAGCGUUUCGCGAGCGGGACCGAGUACAAGGAGGAGCAGAUCCUCAAGAUUGACAUCAAACCGGGCUGGAAGGACGGCACGAAGCUGACGUUCUCCGGCGAGGGCGAUCAGGCCACGCCCGCCAGUCCCCCUGGCGACCUUAUUUUCAUAAUAAGGGCCAAGAAGCACGCCCGAUUUAUGCGAGACGGUAACAACCUCGUAUACAAGUUCACCGUGCCUCUGGUGAAGGCGCUCACCGGCUUCCAGGCUACGCUCACUACUCUGGAUAAUCGCAGGCUGACGGUCAGGAUAGUGGAUGUGGUUUCGCCGACCUACCGCAAGGUAAUCGCGAACGAGGGCAUGCCUAUCUCCAAAACGCCAUCUGAGCGUGGCGACUUGGUUUUGGAGUUCGAAGUGACGUUCCCUCGCACGUUGACCGCUGACCAGAAGAAACAGAUAACGGCCGUGCUAAGCAGUUGA